AUGUUUUAUUAUGGAAAAACUGAAAAAUGGAAAGUUGGAGAGGCGUGUCAACGUCUGAAAUUGGGAAUUUUCUACUUGAAAAACCAGAAUCCAAACCAUUUGUUUGAGGGGAUUGAAGUAAUGAAGGUACCGAAGGAAACUGUCAGAAUAAAUAAGCUAAACGCGAAGGAAGAAGUGGCAAUUUUUGGAGGAUUUGAUAUCAGAAGAAACGGCGUAGUCAUUGCUACAAUUUCUUUUAUUCAAGAAUCUAUUUACGAUACUAAUCGAACUAGACCCUUCGUGCAAAUGGUCGUUUGGCCAGACUAUUCAUUCGAGCAGGAGAAUUAUUAA
This is a messenger RNA of Caenorhabditis remanei, 330 nucleotides long. RefSeq lists its product as uncharacterized. The transcript is spliced from 2 exons. NCBI's taxonomy places the organism in Eukaryota, Metazoa, Nematoda, Chromadorea, Rhabditida, Rhabditidae. The record is from RefSeq and is a predicted model, not a curated record. The coding region runs from base 1 to 330 and encodes 109 amino acids.